AUGUCUCAAAUCACCCAGGACUUUAACUACUAUGGUGGUUAUAUCGACAACCCGUCAAUGGAGCCGGCAGAGGUCAGCCUGAAGGUUCUGGAAUCGUCUUUGUCUGGUGAUCUUGUUGCAUACAAUAAGAGCUCUAUUUCCCUGUCCCUUGGACAACACAGCAGCUGGAAGGGAGCUGCCCGAGUGGGAUACAAGUCGGCUUCCUUUGGUGUCUCUCUUGACGCCAGCAGCAAGUGGACCCUAACUGCCGACACUACUCUCCAGAACUUCACUAAUUCGGACACCUCUAACAAUAACAUCCAAAGCCGUGGAUAUAACAUCUACUACAACUCUUCUGCCUCUGCAAAUAAGUGGCUCAAGAGUCGUACUAUUAAGCUCUCUGGUGGUGGAAAGCUUGAGCCAAUUAAGAGCAGAAUGGGCUAUUGA
This is a messenger RNA of Fusarium subglutinans, 426 nucleotides long. RefSeq lists its product as uncharacterized. The transcript has a single exon. The record is from RefSeq and is a predicted model, not a curated record. NCBI's taxonomy places the organism in Eukaryota, Fungi, Ascomycota, Sordariomycetes, Hypocreales, Nectriaceae. Bases 1 to 426 code for a protein of 141 amino acids.